Messenger RNA from Gracilinanus agilis (Agile Gracile Mouse Opossum), 618 nucleotides. Its product is annotated as metallo-beta-lactamase domain-containing protein 2-like. The record is from RefSeq and is a predicted model, not a curated record. The transcript has 2 exons. Bases 1 to 618 code for a protein of 205 amino acids. Lineage: Eukaryota; Metazoa; Chordata; Mammalia; Didelphimorphia; Didelphidae.
AUGUCGGCUCUGGAGUGGUACGCGCACAAGUCCUUGGGCGACGGCAUCUUCUGGAUCCAGGAGCGCUUCUUCGAAUCCGGCAACCGUGCCAACAUCUGGCUGGUGCGCGGCACUGAGCAGGACGUAGUGAUCGAUACCGGGCUGGGGCUUCGAAGCCUGCCCGAAUAUCUGUACUCGGCUGGCCUCCUGCAGGACCCGGACAAAGGGGAGGACUUGGUGCGACGGCCGCUGCUGGCCGUGGCCACCCACGUCCACUUCGAUCACGCCGGUGGACUCUACCAGUUUGACCAGGUAGCCGUGCAUCGGGCCGAGGCGGACGCCCUGGCCCGCGGAGACAACUUUGAGACGGCGACCUGGCUGUCGGAGAGCGAGGUGGUGCGGGCGCCCAGCCCUGGCUGGAACGCCAGGCAGUUUCGAGUGCAAGCGGUGCAGCCCACCCAUAUCCUGCAGGAGGGUAAUGGAGCCCUAACCCGCAGCCUCUCCCGCGCCCAGCCCCCCUGGACUGAGCCCCCAGUCGAGCCCUCCUCCUCUCCAGACGGCGCCGACAGCCUGUGGGAGCUGCAGCUGUGUCAGCAGCCCGAAGAGAGGGAGAGGCCUGGUCGCACCUCUAUCUGUUAG